UGGCCCUCCAUUGUCACUCGUCGCUCCUCUGUCUGGUAAGAAGAAGGAGUGCUGCUGUUGGUAGCGCAGGGACGGACAGACAGACAGACAAAGAGCGCACGCCCAGUCAAAGCGAUUGAUAGAAGCCACGAAAAUAAAGCCCAGACGGGCGGAUAUUCGGCCGGGAAAAUAGCGCGCGCGCACAGGGCAACUUCGAGGGUCUUCCCACUGCUGCUACUACUAGUACUGCCACUAUUGCUAGGGCUACUCUACUACUCUUGAAGAUCAGAGUACGAAGGCAUCGAUCCUCGGCGACACACAAUCGAAUGGGCCACGGCAUAGGCGAGGAGCUCAUCGGCGUAGAGGAGGCCAUUGGAGCGAUUCCCAGUCUCGCACGAAGCUCCGUCGCCAAAAGCGAGUCGCUGGGCGGCGGUCUCACAAAUGACAAUGUCCUCGUGACGCUUUCCGAUGGCCGGCGCAUUACUCUGCGACGGUUCAGGAGCAGCACGACGGCGCUCCUUGGCUACGAUCGGAAGGCGGAAGAGUUCUGCGCAAGGAGGGCACACGCGGCUGGUGUAGGCCCCGCUGUGCUCGGUGCUGUUGCCGCCGCGGAAGGAGGAGGGCAUGGAGGCGCGCUCGCACUCGAAUUUGCUCCUGGGACUACAUUGGAUAACGAGAGGAUGAGGGAGAUCCUGACUUCACGAGACGGUUCACAAUCUGUGAUUACGACGAUCAGACGACUGCACGACCGGCAUCGCACCGAAGUAGACGUCCCAGCGACAAUUCCCGGUGUCUUUGACCCACUGCAGGCUCGGCAGAGAUACGUAGACAAGGCCAGAGAACUCAGACCGAAUCAGGACAUCUGGAACGGCUACAAGAAAGCAGUCGCUAGGGCUGCACCUAUCCUCGAAGCACUCGCGCACGAUUCAGAGGCCAAGGUGCCCUGCCACAACGACCUCCUUGCCGCCAACUUUAUCCUGGGCGAGGGUGAGGAUGAGGAAGACAGUCGAAGAUGGACAAUCAUCGACUAUGAGCUGGCAGCCAUGGCCGAGCCGUGCUGGGAGCUGGGCAACUUUGUCUCGGAGUGCAACCUCGACGACUGUCCGGGUGUCUUUGCGACGGUCGCCCGUGCCUACUUCACUGAGCUCGACGAAUCCGCGCGAAGGACAAAGGAGGCGCGCAUCGAGGCUUUCUCACUCGUCUCGAAGCUGACGUGGGCGGCCUGGGGCGCGCUCAUGCACCUCCAAUGCCCGCCCCCUCCUGCGUCCGGAGAAGCCUUCUCGUUUGAAGAUUGGAGCCUGGAGAGGUUGCAAAAGGCCACCGCGUACCUUCGAGACGAAGGAAGGGUCAGCCAGCUUGUGUCAGCUCUGCGUCACGGCCCUGCGUAGUCAUUGUCGUCGUCGUUCUCUCCCUCCUGCAUACCCCUUGCUAGCACGUGUGCUGUAACACCUUGUCUGUCACGUCACCACGUCGAGCCCGCGGACGCACUUAUGAUUGUGCUGACCGGCCGUCAGCCGGACGCGCCUCUCUC
Messenger RNA from Acaromyces ingoldii, 1510 nucleotides. Its product is annotated as kinase-like protein. The record is from RefSeq and is a predicted model, not a curated record. Gene Ontology annotation, cellular component: cytoplasm. The coding region runs from base 306 to 1367 and encodes 353 amino acids. Gene Ontology annotation, biological process: phosphatidylethanolamine biosynthetic process. Gene Ontology annotation, molecular function: ethanolamine kinase activity. Lineage: Eukaryota; Fungi; Basidiomycota; Exobasidiomycetes; Exobasidiales; Cryptobasidiaceae. The transcript has a single exon.